Molecule: messenger RNA, 1347 nt
Organism: Blumeria graminis f. sp. triticale
Lineage: Eukaryota; Fungi; Ascomycota; Leotiomycetes; Helotiales; Erysiphaceae
Source: the annotation of a GenBank genome assembly
AUGUCACUUACGGACAAAUCUCCAGAAGUUUGUGCAAACUCUGCAAAAUUAGCCUCCCAUGUACUUGCUACGCUAUCUACCAGCGUUCGAAAUGACGCUCUAUUAGCUAUCCAUACUGCCCUCUCAAAUGCCAAAGAGUCAAUACUGGCUGCUAAUGCUAUUGAUCUCCAAAUUGCUCAGGAAUCCGUACGAUCUGGCGAACUCAGUCCAAGCAUUGCGUCAAGAUUAGACCUGGGGAGGCAAGGAAAGUGGGAUGAUAUGCUGCAAGGAAUCUUAGAUGUUCAAGAGCUUGAGGAUCCAGUUGGUAAGAUCACAUUGCGAACAAGACUUGAUGAUGGACUUGAAUUGGAACGCAUAUCCUGUCCAAUCGGUGUCUUGCUUAUAAUUUUUGAGGCUCGUCCUGAAGUAAUCGCCAAUAUUGCCUCACUAGCUAUUAAGUCAGGGAAUGCAGCUAUUCUUAAAGGUGGAAAGGAAUCAUCUCAAUCAUUCAUUGCAAUUUCACAAGCAAUUUCUACUGCACUAGAGUCUACUCUGGUGCCAAACUCCGCCAUACAACUUAUUACUACCAGAGAUGCCAUACCAAAGCUUCUAGAUCUCGACAAUUUUAUCGACAUGGUUAUUCCAAGAGGCUCAAGGGAACUCGUCAACUACAUCAAAUCUUCUACCAAAAUUCCCGUCCUUGGACAUGCCGAUGGAAUUUGCUCUAUCUUCUUAGAGCAUUCGGCAGAUCCAGAAAUGGCCGCCAGGGUACUCGUGGAUUCAAAGACCUCCUACCCUGUUGCCUGCAACAGCGUUGAAAUAUUACUGGUAGAGGAAGCUGCUCUGACAACUCUUCUACCCGUAGUUGCUACAGCUUUGCUGGAGAAAGGGGUGGAGUUGCGGUGCGACCAGCUCAGCAAGGAAACUCUAAUAACCAGAGUUCCUGCUGAACUUGUAACAAAAGUUUAUGAUGCUACAGAUGCCGAUUUCUCUACUGAAUUUCUCUCUCUCGUGCUCGCCGUUAAGGUUGUGCCUUCAAUCGUUGAUGCAAUCUCUCACGUCAACAUUUUUGGCUCUCAUCACACCGAUUGCAUUUUGACAUCUUCUGCAUCUCUUGCUGAGCAGUUCAUGUCCGCUGUCGACUCUGCCGGAGUCUACUGGAAUACUUCUACUCGCAUGGCAGACGGCAUGCGAUACGGUUUUGGAACUGAAGUAGGUGUCAGCACUAAUAAAUUCCAUGCUCGAGGCCCAGUUAACUUGGAGGGAUUAAUGAUUUACAAGUAUAAACUGCGUGGACGUGGGCAGGUCACCUUAGAUUACGGGAAUGGACAGGGCCAGAAAAGUUUCGUGCAUGAGAGGCUCGUUUAG